GAGGCGAGCGGGUCCGGGCCUCCUCCCACCUCCUCUUCCUCCUCCUCGGUGCCGUGCCUCGCCCUCCCGGGGUGGCCCUGUCACUGUGAAGGUUCACGAUGUCUGACAGAAAGGCUGUGAUCAAGAAUGCGGACAUGUCUGAGGACAUGCAGCAGGAUGCUGUAGACUGUGCUACACAGGCAAUGGAGAAGUACAACAUAGAAAAGGACAUUGCAGCAUAUAUAAAGAAGGAAUUUGACAAGAAAUACAACCCAACUUGGCACUGCAUUGUUGGCAGAAACUUUGGCAGCUAUGUAACACAUGAGACAAAGCACUUCAUUUAUUUUUACUUGGGUCAGGUUGCAAUUCUUCUCUUCAAGUCUGGAUAGGAAGUAGGAGCAAGUGAAAUUUGGACUGUAAUGCACUGAUGGCUGAAGCCACGACUCCCUUUAACAUGGCUAUGCCGCUGCAUGGACUGUAUACUAUAUUUAAUGUGUAUAUGUUGCAGUAAAAAUCUACUUCUGUUUAGUUGCCUGGGAAGAAGGCGGCAUUUUUUUGUUACUGCUUUUUUGGUUGUAUUGCACUAGGAAACCUGUAAAUGCUUAAACAAUGGCCUUUACGUGGGAAGAAAUAAAACUAUUCCACAACAGCUCCCUCAGUGGUAACUCCUUCUUUGAGGCUGGGAAAACUUCUUUGGGCAGGCCAAAAGACCCUGACUUCCUUACUGAGUUUUAUUAGACUGUUAAUCUUGUAACGAGGAGCAAAGCCAGUGUGAGCCUCUGCACCCACCCUGCAGACUGUAGAGAGCUGGCUCUCCCAGUAACCUCACUGCAGGUACUUAGACCUUCCCUGAAAGCUGGUGGGGUGGCUCUUGAUUAUGUGGCUUUCACACACAAGUUGAACUCCACCUCGGACUGUGAUAAACAGACUUGCAGCUGGCACCCUUGGUGUUCUCUUUCGGUGCCCAUCACUGUAUUUUUGGCUCUGCUGAAACAUUGACCUAGACUUGUAAGCAACUCAGCCUGGUCUAGAAGACUUCAACAAACAUCCCCCCUGAGGUGCUGCUUGCUGCAGAAAGCAGCAUCCUGUGGCUGAAGUCUUUAGACCUUGAUACUGAGAUCUAAAGCCAUGUGGCCCGUCCCCGAAAUGGAGUAGGAUAUCAAAUUGGUGACUACUGACAACAGCUCUAUUUGGCAUGUUCUUAGCCAGUUGUCUCAACACUGCCUUAACUUGAUGCUCUCCUUAAAGCAGGCUAGUCAUGUGGAAGACUUGUAAGUGGCCACUGUCUCCUUUUUUUAUUUUCUGUAGCUGAUAAGCUAUUUCUGGAGGACUGUCCUCCAUGUUCUGAUAUCUGCUUUUGUUCUUAAAGCACAGUACCAAGAAGUUAAAUUUAUGUGUGAUGUUUGUGUGAAGGAAACUCAUGUGACAUCUGCUUCAAAGGCAGACAAAUGUCUUGGUCUCCAGUAGGUUCAGCGGUGAUGUUGUCUUAGUAUGUACUGACUCUUGGAUUACACUGCAGGAAGUUCUUUUUAUCUGGGUGUGGAGAAAUGCUGUGUGAUGGCAAGUAAAUUUCUGGUGCUUGUCAUAAGGUCUAUUUAUUGGUUGGCUAACUAAUGCAUAGACAAUAUCACUGGGCUGGUGAGCCUAACUUGUGUCUCUGAGAUGAAUUUGGUGUUGGUAUUAAGUCACUGCUGGGGGAGAAAGGGCAGAGUGAAGGGAGCUCUUCAUUGUGAAAUGACUCGAUGACCCAGGUUGACUACUUCCUGAAGUAAAAGUCCUUCUUGUCUCUGUGCAAAAUCCAAAGUAUGCCUAAUUUUGUAAUAUUGAUAGAACAAUGUUGUAACUAGAAAGAAUGUAGCUGUCAUAACUUCAUGUUGAUGGAAAUGUCUGCACUGGGGUAAUGUGCCUUGGACUGUCUGGGGCACUCUUGUGGUCUUGUCUAUUCAGAACUCCGCUCUGGAUCUGAAAGGAGAAUGUUUUGGGUUUGUUUUUUUUCCAAGCAUGAGUCUAAUGUGAACCUGUUCACGGUCUGUCGUGGAGCAAGAUCUGUUCCCUUCAUAACUGCAAUGGCUCAAAUACCAUUUAUUUUUUUCAAACAUUAAAGGUGAAUUGACACAUUUAAA
Molecule: messenger RNA, 2102 nt
Organism: Gymnogyps californianus (California condor)
Lineage: Eukaryota; Metazoa; Chordata; Aves; Accipitriformes; Cathartidae
Gene: DYNLL2
Product: dynein light chain LC8-type 2
Exons: 3
Coding region: 99-368 (89 amino acids)
Biological process (GO): cilium assembly; microtubule-based process
Cellular component (GO): cytoplasmic dynein complex
Molecular function (GO): dynein intermediate chain binding; dynein light intermediate chain binding
Source: RefSeq, a predicted model, not a curated record